AUGGUGCAGGUUCUUUUAGGAGAAAAACAGUUUCAUACUCUGUACUUUAUACUCUAUCCAGGACAUAUUGAACAACACUGGAAUGUCAUUAAAUUAUUUUUCUUAGACUUUAAUAUAUUCACUAUUUGUAUAUCCUUUCUUGUUCUUCCUUUUUUCCUCCAUUUCCCUCGAAGAAAUUUUCAGCAGUAUAAAUUCACAGUUACAAUAUGUUAUGUUUCUGUUGUGAUCAAUGUUAGUUCUAUGACAGACAACCUUUCAAAUAUAUUUUAUAAACAAAUACUUAACUUACUUUGCUCAGCUGGCAAGGACAGCAUUAUAACCAAAAUUCUUUUAAACUACAAUAUUUGUUCUGCACAAAUACACUUAAAUGACAGGAGCUUUCGUUCACAUCCAGGAAGGUGGUCUUCUGCAUUUGUGGAUGUUGCUGGGAGACGACAACGAUCAGUUUUAUUGAAAGACUUAGAUUUUGAAGCAGCAAAACUUCUUUAUCAAGAUAACAAUCGAAAAGGAGCAGGAUUGUAUCCCUGCAGAGGAUGUGGAAAAGUGUAUCGUUGGUAUCGAAAUCUUUCUGUACAUCAAAAACUGGAAUGUGGGAAAGAGCCACAGUUUCAUUGUCCAUACUGCAUAGUCAGGACAACCCAGAAGAGCAGCUUGAUUAGACAUAUCAGACAAAGGCACUCAGAGAGUCAACAACAAAUGAUCAGUAGUGACAUUGAGUUCUCCUAGAAUUUCAUAGAUUUAUCCUCAAAAAUGAAUAUUUCUUUGAUCGAUUUUCCCUUCAAUGACUACUAUUGCUUAUAACAUUAUGGCUGAAAUUGUACAACAGUUAUACCACAAACCAGAUAAGAAAGAAAAUUUCAUAUUAUGUUACCAUGUAAACAUUUACAGAGUGACAUAAGUUAAAAAAUUAUUCAAACCAAUGUUGUCCCUUAGAAUGCAGUGACUGUAAGGAGAAGAAUUUAUAUGAUAAAUGAAAAGUACCAGUUUGCUUUUGUUCUACAAUAUUACUUUUAUUGUGUUAACCGGUUUUCGGCUUAUAAGACCAUCUUCAUACAUUUACUGAGUAUUGUCCCCAAAGAAGUUAUAAUGUUUGUAAACAACAUUGUAAGAGAAAUAACACA
Messenger RNA from Schistocerca cancellata (South American locust), 1121 nucleotides. RefSeq lists its product as uncharacterized. The record is from RefSeq and is a predicted model, not a curated record. The transcript is spliced from 5 exons. NCBI's taxonomy places the organism in Eukaryota, Metazoa, Arthropoda, Insecta, Orthoptera, Acrididae. The coding region runs from base 1 to 726 and encodes 241 amino acids.